This is a messenger RNA of Blepharisma stoltei, 2623 nucleotides long. The record is from the annotation of a GenBank genome assembly. NCBI's taxonomy places the organism in Eukaryota, Ciliophora, Heterotrichea, Heterotrichida, Blepharismidae.
AUGAACAAGGUAGCGCCUUAUGAUGGAAGCUAUAGAGAAUUCCAAGAAGGGAUAAGGAAAAAAGUUGAAGACAUUAUAGACGGAAAAGUUGUCACAGUCUGCAUGGCUUGUGUCACAAUGUGGGUGCUGUUCGGAGACGACAUUCGAACUCUGAGCUCAAAAAAGAAGGACAAUGAUUAUAUAUUUUUUAUCACAUAUGAAAUCUGCCUGGCGUUAUUUCUCAUAGAAAUUUUUAUGAACAGCAUAUUCAUCCCCCACUACAAAUUUGCCUUUUUCUUCUGGCUGGACGUCGUUGCAACAAUUUCUUUACUUCCGGAUAUACCUGGCAUCAGAGACCCAUUUUUCAAUUUGUUCGGAGUAACGCUUUAUGAUGCUGAUGCACAUUUUGACUCCGAUCCUGUGAGAAAUACAAAGAAAUUAGACUAUACGGACCGAGCGAUUCAGAUGAUAAGGUAUGUGAGACUUGUGAGAAUUGUGAAGCUUUAUAAGUAUUUUACAAAGGGGACUGAUACGAAGUUUGAAGAUGUGGAGGACGAAUCGAAAAUAGACAAAAUGGACCCUGAGUAUUUAGGAAAAAAGUUGUCUGACGUGACAACUAGAAGAGUUAUUAUUGGGGUCUUGCUAAUGCUUUUACUACUACCGUUGCUGCAAUCAGGAACUGUAGACAAUGCACCGUAUUUUGGACUUCAAACACUGUUCUGGACAGGAAGAAGUGGCUGCACUGAUCCAAAAGCUUUUGGCUGCUCUGUGACGACCACAAAUUAUGUUUCUGAUGAAGGAUGGUAUUACAUGAUUGACUGGUAUGCAAACGCAAGCUAUCCUUUACUUUGACUUUAUAUUCCCGAUAUGCUAAAUGAAGGGUUUAUUGGGAAUGUAAGCCACGGAUUAACAUGAACAGAAGUCUCUUCUUGUGCAGGCAAAACAGUUCCUUCUGACUGCUCUCACAGGGUGGAAGAACUCGAAUUAGUUAUAUAUACACCAAUUCAAUGCUAUAAUAGGUCUAUACAUGGCUGUGAAGAAAUUCAAGCUUACGCACGAUUUGAUACUGGUGAGCAUUCUCGGUCGCAGUCUCAAAACAACAUCAUUAUCACGUUUUUCGUUGGAGCGAUAUUAGCAGUGGCAAGUGUUACAUUUGCACAAGACACUCAGAAAAUUGUUAUCAAGCCAGUCACAAAGAUGCACAACGUGAUAAAAAGUCUUGCUGAAGAUCCAUUAAAAAUCUCUGAAGAAGUCACAGAAGCAGACAUAAAAGAGUCGAUUUUAGAAGAAACCAUUAACAAAAUCGGGACUCUGCUACAAAUGACAUUUGGACAGAAAGGCUCAGCAGUUAUGGGGACACUCUUUGCUGAGCCUGAGCUGGACUUAGUCAAGCUUGGUAAUAAAGAAAGAGCUGUAAUUUCAUUGUGUACAGUCCAAGAUUUUGCCUCCAUUAUUGACUGUUUACAAGAAGAAGUGCUGGUGUUUAUAAAUAAAAUUGCAAGAAUCGUCCAUACCUGCACAACAAGAUGGAGCGGGACUGCUUGCAACAAUGACCUUGGGGUGUUUCUAAUUACUUGGCCUGAUAAUAAAGCCUCUGACGCUCUUGUAUCAUUAAUUAAAGUGUCAGCUGAGCUGCAUAGAGCCACUGAUAUCAUGGCUUAUAAGUCCAAUCCCAAAAUAGUGACCAAAUUUGGGGAUAAUUAUUUGGUCGACAUUGCGAUGACUGCACAUAUAGGUUGAAUCAUUCAAGGACCUCUUGGGUCAGCAAUUAAGGUUGCCCCAGGCUACAUAAGUCCUUCUAUUGAUUUAUGCAAAAAAUUGCUUACAGCAGUUGACGAAUUCAGAGUUCCCAUGCUGCUCACAGAAGAAUUCUAUGGAAAUUUAGACGAAAAAGGCCAAGGUGCAUGCAGGAGGAUCGGAAAUAUCACUAUUCAGGAGCUAAGUGAGACUAUGGGACUGUACACUUUUGAUUUGACAGAUGAAGUCCCAUUGCCAGACCACCGAAGAGUUGCAGAGGGGCAGUUUGAGCUGGAAAAGCGAAGAAUAGGAGACCCAAUAAUCCUGAAUGAAAUUGAUAUUGAGGGGUUGGAGUUUACGCCUGAGCAUCUGUUUUUGUUUGAUAAUGACAUUGUUAUGAUGCAAAGGAGCAUUCCUUCUCAGUUCCAAGAUAUCUUUAAGAAGGGUCUUGAAGCGUUUGAGAGUGGAAAUUGGACUGAUGCAAAACAGAUAUUAGAUGAGGCAUUGAAAAUUAAAGUGGCUGAUGGUCCGUGCAUUUCGAUGCAAGAAUUCAUGGAGCGCUGUGGUAUGAAGAUCCCUGAAGGCUGGACUGGCAGUAGGGUUAUAUAUACGUUUAUAAAUUAUUAAGGCAGAUAGAUAACUUAGAAUAAAUUAUAGCAGUUGCCCGAUGAUGGCGCUCAAUGCGCCAUCAUCGGGCAACACCAGACAAGGGUCCACAGUGGAAAUGGAUUCCACGUGUGGAGCCCUUUUUAACACGUGCAGAAUCCUCAUUUCCACGAGCCAAAAAGGUUCCACACGUGGAACCCAUUUCACGUGUGGACCCUUGUUUGGUGUUGCCCGAUGAUGGCGCAUUGAGCGCCAUCAUCGGGCAACUGCUAUAAUAUAAAAUUCAUAUUAAAAAAUAUAA